Messenger RNA from Aspergillus neoniger CBS 115656, 4002 nucleotides. RefSeq lists its product as uncharacterized. Gene Ontology annotation, biological process: positive regulation of transcription by RNA polymerase II. Gene Ontology annotation, molecular function: zinc ion binding; transcription cis-regulatory region binding; DNA-binding transcription factor activity, RNA polymerase II-specific. NCBI's taxonomy places the organism in Eukaryota, Fungi, Ascomycota, Eurotiomycetes, Eurotiales, Aspergillaceae. The record is from RefSeq and is a predicted model, not a curated record. The transcript is spliced from 5 exons. The coding region runs from base 1 to 4002 and encodes 1333 amino acids. Gene Ontology annotation, cellular component: nucleus.
AUGUCUCGAUCUUUCAAUGGGUGCAAACGAUGUAAAGCCCGACGGCAGAAAUGCGAUGAGCAGCGUCCCAGUUGUGGUCGCUGCAUGACGGCUGGCACGCAAUGUCGAUAUGCGAUGCAGCUGCAGUGGGGGGGCCGAGCCUUUUCGCGCUCACGGUUUGGGGCUUGCGUGGGACCGGGAGGCAUGCAAAAACUUGAGUACUCCCCUGGCGAAUUCAUCUACACCACAAAAGCUGCGGCUGCUCUUUCUCCGGGCACAAUCGCAACAUCUCCGUCUACCCAACCCACGAACACCACCUUAGUCCGCCAUAUUGAUCCCUUCGCCUCCCUCUCUACCGACCAGAAAUCCCUCCUCCAUCACUUCCUCAACGAUGCCUCUCAGAUCACGGCUUGCCACUCCGGCAUGCAGCGCGAUAUCUGCAAGAUGCUCGUCCCCAUGGCGCUUCAGACCCCGUCCCUCCUCUACGCAACCAUGGCCCUCUCCGCUAUCCACCUUCAAGCCCUCCACAAUCAAUCCGAGAACGUCAAGUCCGCACCCGAAAUCGCACGCUUCAUGGCCCUCAGCUUAGAACAUUUCAGAACGGAACUACAAAAUCCCGCGAGCAGGGGAUCGGAUGCGCUGCUCGCAACUGCCCGAACGCUCUGUCUCGCAGAGAUACACUCCGGUGCAAUCCACCCCAAUUCCUGGCGCGCACAUAUCGAAGGUGCCCGGGCUCUGAUGGAGGCAUCAGAUCAGAGCGGGGCGCUGUCGCCCAAAUCGCCAGAAGGGUUCAGGCGGUAUCUGGAUAGAUGGUAUCGGUCAAUCGUGUCGCUGACUGCGUUGACGGGGAAUGGGCCGCCCAUCGGUGAAGCUACAGAUCAGCUGGUCUCCAUUGGGCCAAAUCAGUCGGCGUCGCCGGAUUACUUGGAUGAUUACUGGGGGUUUACGGUAAAUUUGGCCACGAUCUUCCGAAGGAUUGGGGCCGUCGCUUGGCGGGAGCAUCAGAGUCGGGGGCAGGAAGGCGAUGAGAAUUCUGUCCAAGGGAACGAGGUCAGCGUACACAAUGAAGCUGCAGCGCUGGAGUCGUCGCUCCGUCAUCUCAUGGAACAAGAUGUGGCUUCGCAGCCCGCGUUCUACCCGGGCGUCGUGGAGGGUCUUUCUGCGGAAUGUAUCCAGCAGCUCAUGCUCUGUAACGAGGCCUUUCAACUCAGUGCUCUCAUUCAGAUCCAUCGUCGACUACGAAAAACACCAGCGUCUGCACCUGUGGUGCAGGAGUCCGUCAAGAGGAUCCUCGAAUGCACGGCUCAGAUCGGGCCGUCUCCGGGGCUGAGUCCGUGGGUAAUGCUGACUACCCCGCUAUUCAUCGCUGGGUGUGAGGCGCGCGGAGAAGAUCGCGAGCAAGUGCGGCGGCUACUGUCUUCGCUGCAUGAUACGAUUCGAGUACCAAAUGUGUUGCAGUCAUUGAAAUUCCUGGAACAGUAUUGGGCGAACCAAAUUGACGAAAACGAGGGAUGGAGUCAAUAUCUCGAUACCUCCGCAGCCUACGUGGACGACGACGAGGAGAGCAGCAACGUCAAUACCCACAACCCCAGAUACUCCUCUCAAUUCUCGAAUGGGACGUCCCUACACAGCCGUCUUGUGAGCGAGCCAUUCGUUCCCAUCCUCAAAUCGCCGGCAUUCCUCCCCAAGCGCCCCACGACCAUGGCCUUGCACCUUCCCUCACGCCGUCCUCCACCGCUACAUAUCGAUUCCCCCAGCCGGUCCUCGUCCGGUGACUCCAAACAGCCGAAAACACCGGCAAACAAGAUCAGUUCUUUUUUUGGGUGGCGCGCUACAACAUCUUCCCCCGGCGCGGAAUCCUCUAGUACCGAGAUCUCCGAGACCGGUCGUUCCCCGGUGCCUUCCCCGAUGCCUGCCUCCCUCCACAGCGCGUCCUUCUCCAUAACACCGUCCACCACGGUGCCCUUCGACCCCUCCAAGCCGCAAGUGCCUCUCCCGCAGCGAAAUCCGUCUCUGAGCAGUGGAAGUAUCCUGGACUCCAGGGCGACGACGCUGGUGACCGAGCUUGAGAAUGAACUGCGGGAGAUCAGCUCAGAGCUGGCCGGGUCCAUCCGGCGGGAGAUGGAGUUGGAGGAUUUGGUGGAGAGAUUGCAGUCAGAUAUGCCCUUAGAUACCCCCAAUCGCCGGACCAGCGAUUACUUCUCCGAUUCGGGCAGCAGCUCCAUCCGCUACGCGUUUGAGUCGGGUGGUCGGGUCGAAGAUAUUGAAAAGUACAAACGCACUGCAGAGCAGGAGCGGGCUCAGAUCAAGGUGGAUCUGGGUCAAAAGUUGCAAGAAGAGCGCAGUCGCCGGGCAGCCUCGGAAGCACACGUCCAGAUACUAGAGUCCCAAGUCCAGCAGCUGCGACGGGAGAGAGUAGACCUCUCGGACCUGUCCUCCCGGACAAGGGAGCUCGAAGCCGCAUUAGAUGAUACCCGUAGGAAGCUGGCCGAAGAGCGCCAAAUCAAGGAUAAUUUUGAAGACUUGUUGACCGCCAUGAGAGUAGAACUCGAACAGUUGCGAAACGAACGGGAUCAUAUGCGUGACACUGUUAUCCCUCAAUUGCAACAAGGCAGUCAACCUGCCGCGCCUCCAUCCGAUCCGUCGGAAGUCCAGCGGUUGAUGGAGGAAAUCGAAGCGCUGAAGAUCGAAAACGCCUCUCUCGCCCAGCUGCAAGGCAGUCGAUUCGCUUCAAUUGCCGAAGAAGAUGGCAUGCCCACUGCCAGAAACGUCGGAUUGGGACUGUCGCGGUCGAAUUCGUUGGCGCGCGUGCGCACUAAGCCGUCGCCCGGUCUCUCCCGCUCCAGUUCUUUGUCGCGCUCGAAUUCCGUAUCCGCCAAGGAGCGCAAUGAGUCUCCCCGCGAGAACCUGGCGGAUAGAAUCGAGGAUGUUGAGGCGCAGCGCGAUGCGCUUCACCAGUCUCUUCGGCGUCUGCUUGAUCGCCAGGCUCACGAUGCCCGUGAGUACGAGAAGCGGCUUCAGCUCAUGGAGAUGGAGAUUGCGCGCGCACAGCAAGUGGGUUCUCCGCGCAAGCUGGGCUAUGAGCGCGAAGUGCGUAACUUGCGCGAAGAAGUAAACGACCUUCGGCAGCGUGCCGAGGAAGCUCUGGAACAGAAGUGGCAGUGCGAAAAAGGAUUGGCAGGUCUGAAGAUGGACCUGGACCGGGCUGAACAGGAGACCACCUCCCUGCGCGUAAUACUCCAGGAGCACGACAUCACCGUUCCUGAAGACCUCGAAUGUGAUCGGGAUGGAUUCGCCGAGGUCCUCGCAACCUCUUCGUCCCUGGAGUCCGCUUACAGGCAACUUCAGGCGGAUCGGGAAAUCGCCGAAGCCAGCGCGGCCCAGUCGCCCCUCGCCGAGCAAAACUCACUCGUGGAGUCGGUCAACCGGACCGACGUGCUUGCGCAGCAUGUGCAACAGCAGCUUGCCAGCAACAAUGCCCUGCGAAGCCGUCUGGCCGAGGCCAUUGGCAAGGGUGAAAAGGAGCAGCAGCUGUCAGCCGCUCGUAUCAAUGAGAUGCAGGCCCGUCUCAAGGAGAUGGAGGACAUCCUGCUGAUGGCGCAGCAGUACUCCGAGGACGAAAUGACGCGCCACGAAGAAGAAGUGCGCGCUCUUGAGGAGAACCACAACGCGCAACUGAAGCGCAUGAAGAACGGCGCUCGCAGCCCUGCGGCCUUGUCGCCCAUGCCUCCGACCACGCCCUUUGGCUCACGGUCUCCUCGUCUGGACUUGACAACCAGUGGUAGGGGUAUUGCUUUGGAUCAGGCUAUCCAAUCGGAAACGCUGGAACGGCGGGUGAAGGAGCUGGAGAAGCUCCUUCGCGACGCUGAUUCGGAGAUGGAAGAAGUUGUGAGCCGGAUGAACCGGGCGCAAAUAGAAGUCGCGGAACUUCAGUCUGAUCGGGACGAUGCACUCCGCCAGACCCGCAAACUUCAGGCCGAAAUCAUGGCCCAACGCGAGACGUUCAGGACUCUGAUGGCUUGA